UUUAAAAAAAAUAAAAUAAAAUGUAUAUUAUUAGAAUUAAUUUCAUUUUAAAAAAAAAAGACUUAUUUGAAAGAGUGACAGAGAGAUGGGGGAUGGGCCAGACUAACACCAAGAUCCAGCAACUCCAUCUGGGUCUCCCAUGUGGUGGCAGGUUACAAGUGCUUGGGUUAGUGUCUGCUGCCUUCCAGGUACACGAGCAGGAAGCUGGGUUGGAAGCGGAGUAACUGGGACUUGUACCAGUUGUAUGUGGAAUACUGGAGUCCUAAACGCAGUACCACAACGCCUGCCACACUAAUAAUGUAUUUUUAUUUAACACAGUAUAUCAGGAUGUUUCAAACAUUUGUUGAAAAUGUGCACUGCGUUGUCUCUUUAAGUUCCAUUUUCCUUGAACUUUUGGAAGUACCCUUGUUCAACAUGUAAUUGAAAUAUUAAUGCAUUAUUUUACAUUAAUUUCAUAUUAAGUCUGAAAUCUGGUAUAUAUUUUAUUUUUUUUUUUAUUAGACAGGCAGAGUUAGACAGUGAGAGAGAGAGAAAGGUCUUCCUUCCGUUGGUUCACUCCCCAAAUGGCUGCUACAGCUGGCACGCUGCGCCAAUCCGAAGCCAGGAGCUGGGUGCUUCCUCCUGGUCUCCCAUGCGGGUGUAGGGCCCAAGCAUUUGGGCCAUCCUCCACUGCACUCCUGGGCCACAGCAGAGAGCUGGACUGGAAGAGGAGCAACCGGGACAGAAUCCGGUGCCCAUAUGGGAUGUUGGCGCUGCAGGGGGAGGGAAGAUUAGCCAAGUGAGCCACAGCGCUGGUCUCCAUAUUUUAUACUUAUAACACACUUCAUUGAAGCAAAAUUUUCAUUGGAAAUACUUGGUCUAUAUUUACAGUUCAUAAAUCUUACCACUUUUUCAUCAGACAGCAGAUUAAUAUACUCAGGUUUGUCUAAGUGUAGAAAGUUUUCCCAGUAAUGAAAUAAGUGUCAGUUUUUAGAUUUAAAUUAUUUAAGGAUAAUUAAACAUUCAGUUUGAAUGGCACUGGCCUCAUCACAAGUGCAUGCCAGCCGAUGAGACUGUCAUGUUGGGCUGGGCAAGGUCAUGCCACGUGAAAUUGGCUGUCUCAUUGCCACGUGUGCGCGGGAGCCACCCAGAGUCCCGGCGCUUCACCGGAAUAGUGUUUCUCAGCACCUGUGUUGGCAGAUCCUCAUGGGGUUUGCAGUACCAGAGGGGUCAGUCCCCUAGUUUUGCAUGUGAGAAGAUGAACUUUUUUAAAAAAGUUAUAUAGAUGCCAAAAUUUAAAACAGGAAAUUAAACUACAGCUUUGGCUCAGGCCAGCAGUUUGAUGGUUAGUAGGAGUUCCUCAACUUGCUGGUUUGUGUUGUGUUUCUGAAAAGCUCUGCCUGGAAGCUUAUAUUUAAAACCAAUUCAGUGGGAUGGUGGGAGCAUUCCUGCCACCUUUUUCUAAAUUUCUUGUGGGCUCCAGGGAAGGCAGUGAGAUGGUGGACCCAGGUGGUGAUGGGGUUGUAACCAGGAUUCUGUGUUCUCAGGAGCUCCGAGUCAGUGGUGCCAGUGGAGGUGGAGCAAUGGGCAGGGGAUGGGGGCACUGAGGCAGUGAUUGUCACGCUCACUUUGUAUUCUUUGCUCACCAGGGCCAUUAUAAUUAGUAUUUACUAAAUAAUGAGGGUUCUUUUUAGUUUAUGCAAAGGAGAUUCAGUGCUGGCCUUGUGGUGCAGUGGGUUAAGCCUCUGUUUGUGAAUCCAGUAUCCCUAACAGAACACUGCUCUGCGUCACAUGCAGCUUCCUGCUAAUGUGCCUGGGAAGGCAAUGGAGGAUGGCCGAGGUACUUGUGUCCCCUCCGCUCUGUUGGGAGCUGCAGACGUAGUUCCUGGCUCCUGGCUUCAACCUUGCCCAGCCUCAGCUGUUGUUGGCAUUUGGGAACUGAACCAUUAGUUGGAAGAGCCCUCGCACGUGCGCUCUCUCUCUCUCUCUCUCUCUCCCCCCCCCUCUCUUUCUGUCCUUCUCUUGUCACUCUGCCUUUCAAGUAAAAAAAAAAUUUUUUUAAAGGAUGUUCAAAGACUUUCAUUUAAAAUCGGCUCUUUGAUUUAGACUGCUUUGUAGCUAUGUAGCUGUCUAAUGACCAGUAAAGAUGGAAAUGGUCUUUAGUUCUUCUGGGAACCAAACCUUGUUCAUACUGGAGAGUAAGGCUGAUUUCUGUUUACUGCACAGUUUCAUUGCAGCUGAUACAGAGAUGCUUCUCUGUCUCAUGUGCCCUGCAAGAGUUUGGGGUGUCAGCUAGUAAGUCCUGUUUUCUGUUUUAUUUAUUGGCCUUACAUUUUUAUUUUCCACUAAAAGUAUAUUUUGACUUUCUAUUUAUGCCUUUGUAAAAGCCAGACUGUGUAGUAGUGCCCCUAAACACCCUGAUGGGUCCAGAAUCUCAGGGAGUCAGUGAGUGGUGGGAGCUCAGGGUCCCCAGGCUUGCAGUCAGCGGUGGUCUGCCAGUGUCGUCAUUCGCUUCAGCCCUCUGCUUAAAGGAAGUAAGUACCUUUCUCUUUAAGCCAAGGAUGCCUGUUUGUAAGCGGAAGUUAGAUAAUUGGGUAGCCAAGAAUAGUGUCUUUUGCUCUUUUUGAUUGGAUCCACUGUAGGAAAUACAAUCUGUAUUAAAAAAAAGAAAUACAAUCUGUAUUGAGACCCUGUGCACAAAGGAGUAUGUACAUUGAAGCAAACGUGUUUACUUUCUGAGACUGUAAUGUACUUAAAGAGUCUCCGAUUAUGUCCGUUUUGUAAAAUAUAAAAACAAAACCCAAAAAUGCUGAUCUCAGGUGACACUAAAUUGAUGUAGUGAUCCACUCAUGGUGCUCUCACUGUGGUGUGAAAUGGUUUGGAGUGAACCCCUCCUGGUCCCCAAGAGAACCGGAUUAGUCCGCUUGGUUGUCAGACCAGCUAAAUUCCUAAGCAACAAAGAAUGGCCGAGUUGUUACUUCAACAUGUGGAAAAUGUAUUUUGAAAUUAAAUAGACAAGUAUUUGAGAGAGAAUAAGGUGAGUAGACAGAGAAAGAGCUCCCAUCUGCUGGGCACUGCCGAAGUGCCACAAGGGCAGGAGCUGGCAGCUCAGGCACUUGAGCCGUCUCUGCUGCGUCCCGUGGUCUGCAUCGGCAGGAAACCGGAGUCAGAGCUGGAGGCAGGUGAACCAGGCGCUCCUGUGUGGGAUGUGGCGUCUUGACUGCCAGCCCAGACGCCUGCACCUGGGAAGAUGCGGGUUUUCUGUGGCUAGAAUAUUGUCUUCCCUGUCCAGGGUGUCUCAUUCUGAUGAGAAGGUGUUAGCCAUGCAUUCUGAGAAAUGGAGAUCAGGCAAACUGUCUGUCUCUCUGGAUGUGUGUGUGUGUACGUAUAUUUCUAAAUGAAGGUUUAUGUGUAUCAAGUGUCUAUGUGUGUGCAUAUAUAUAGAAAUGAGUAUAUAGAUAUAUAUUUUCUCUCCAGAUUGUAGAAAAACUUAAGCAGAAAACACCUCUUUAGCUACCAGAUUAUGUAUUCUCUCUUGGAAAGGCUUCAUGGGAAACACUGCCGUGCUCUUUUUCUUAGGGGGGAGGGCAGUCUCCCCUUCCCCAGUAUCACGUCUCACAGGCAGUGCAGCCACGUACCACAUAGCAGCAGUGUUUCAGUCAGUGAGAACGCAGUCUGUGACCGUGGUCCCCUAAGAGUGUGUCGCCUAGCGACGUACUGGCCUGGUGUGUGUGAAUACUCUGGGAUAGCACCUAACAGCAAAAUCACCUAACAGUGCAUUUCUCAGGACGUGCUCUCAUCGUUAAGUGACGCGUGACUGUGAUAUGUUCUGUUUUCAGACACACUUAAGUACAUUUGAUUAGCUCUACAUUUCCCACUGUGUUGGGGGUACUGAUAGAUUGGCUACCAAAAAAAAAAAAAAAAAAAAAAAAAGGUUGCUUUCCUUUUUCAGGAGUGAGGCUGGAACCCAAACCAGGCAACCCCAGUUAUGGGAUGCAGGUGUGCCAAGUGCUCUCAAGCCGAAGGCUCGCCCCUUCUUAGAGUUAAGAUGGCAGUGUGCACUGAGUCUUAGUGAUGUGUGCAAAAUGUUUUCUUAAAGUACCAGACUUUUGUUUUUUAGUGUAAAGUUGGGGGAAUUCGUGAUUGUCUUUCCAGAUGAAUUACUCCUUUCUAAAGCUGUAGUCCAGCAGGCUCGGCUUGGGUGUUUUCCCAGCACUCCUCAGACACUAUAGGGUGGUGCUUCAGAUGCGGGCUUCAGGGAACUGCAACGCCGAGCGGCAGUGUUGGGAUCCCCAGCGUGAGUUUCCAAUUCCAAAGUUGCCAACUAAAGACAUUUUAAAAACUCACCAUUUACUACCAUCACUUCAAAAAAAAAAAAAAAAAAAAGAAAGAAAGAAAGAAAGAAACAUAUUAACAAUGACAAAAAGUAGAAUGGGCCGUCUCAGGAGACAUCUCAUUAAAGGGAAUGUAUGCAGCAUCAUGAAAACCAUUGCUCUGUAUCCCCUUUUCCUUUUUUUUUUUCUCCCUGUAGAGCAACACCAACACUCAGGUGCAGCAUGGCAGCAUGGGAACUACAUCCUAAUUACAGGCCGUCUCUUGGCACGUGUUACAGUGACUGUGUGCUCGCAGGGUUUAUUAGCCUCACUCACAGGAGCAAACCUUAUUUCAAGUUCUGGGACUGCCUGCCUCCCAUAGUGUUUACUGACUGCAAGGAUGAUGGUUUCAUUGACUCACACAUUUUAAAAAAUUACUUUGUUCUCUCUGAAUAUGUUGUGGGCAGGUAACCAUUCUGCACCAUUGUAAAAAAAAAAAAAAAAAAAGAGUCAACUCUAUUAGCUGCUAAACAAUUGUAGAAUCUGGAAGGCACAGGCCGGCGCCGCGGCUCACUAGGCUAAUCCUCCACCUUGCGGCGCCGGCACACCGGGUUCUAGUCCCGGUCGGGGCGCCGGAUUCUGUCCCGGUUGCCCCUCUUCCAGGCCAGCUCUCUGCUGUGGCCCAGGAGUGCAGUGGAGCCCAAGUCCUUGGGCCCUGCACCCCAUGGGAGACCAGGAAAAGCACCUGGCUCCUGCCUUCGGAUCAGUGCGGGGCACUGGCCACAGCGGCCAUUGGAGGGUGAACCAACGGCAAAGGAAGACCUUUCUCUCUGUCUCUCUCUCUCACUGUCCACUCUGCCUGUAUUUAAAAAAAAAAUCUAGAAGGCGAGUUAAAACUCAGGGCAGAGUUUAUCUGAUUCAUGGUGAUUAUGUAAGUAGGUCCCUCUGAGUGAUAUCACUUAGCUAUAUUUCCACCAGCCUGUUGGUCUUUAUGAGCUCAACCAUGUUAUAUACAUUAAUUUUUAUGUUCAUCACCCACUGUCACAUUUUAGAUGACAAAGAUCUGAAGUCUGGCAACCUGCGCCUGUGUCUCCUCUGACCCUUUUCCCCAGGGAAAGAAGUACUUCUUAGCUUCACCUGACUCCUGUAAUCAAGGAGGCUACAGCCCACCACUCACCGGCCUGCCCGGCUGUGAUAAAGCUGUCAGCUGGUUGUGGGAGGCACCCCAGCGAGGGCUUUGACACUUUGGCAUCAGAGUGCUGGGGCAGAGAGAGGAGAAGGCAGGGUUAUCCGUGUAGUGUGUCUGGAAGCAGUAACGCGCUGGGUCGACUUGAAUGUGAGCUUGUCGAAUUUAGUUCUUGGAAGGAUGUGUUUAUUAUUACAUAAGUAUUGAACAUAAAUGACGUGUUGGGCCCUGGAGUGCCGAGCAUACGAAGGUGAAACACCCGAGUUUGCCGUUGGAACUCAGUAAUGUAAAGGGAAAGAGUGAAGCUGCCUGUCGUAAAGCCCAGGCCGAGGGAGGCCAGAGGACAGAGAAGGAAAGAGGCCCCCAAAGAGGAAGCCUUGAGCUGUGCCUUAAAGAGCUGUUGGUGAGGAGGGCGGUGAGUCAGCGGGGGCAGUGGGGCCCUCGGGUCAGCCAGUGGGCAAGGCCUGUCCUCUGCGCUUUCUCAUGAAGUGAGGUGCACACUCAAUGUCUGCCAUACCGUGGUUGCGAGGGUUGAAUGAGAAUUUGCUCAGAGUGGCUAGCGCUUUGCUUGGGUCAGCUUUAGCUACUGUUUUCAUUAUCAUUGUUGGUAUUGCAGGCUGUGGCAGGCGCAUAGGAAAGAGGCAGCGAGUGGGGGCCCACGGGUGAGGGUUAGUGGCGGGGCAGUGUUGGCUGUCUGGAGGACACUGGAAGGGUGUUUCAGAGUUGUGUGUAUUUUGAUGGGCUUUGGAUUUGUCUUACAGUAAACAGUUUAAAGAGGCAGCAUGCCUAAUUUGAUCUCCAUGUUGAGGUCUGAAGGAAGAGGAGAGACUGGGGACUGGCAGCCAGAGCACAAGAAGCGACUGAAGAACAUAAAUUAAGGCCAUGACAGUGAAAGUGGAAAGGCCAGAUUUAGAGGCACUUCUGGAGUGGGCGCCAUGGGAUCUGACGAGAAAGGGGCCGGGGUGGUGGUGACCCCAGGCAAGGUGAAGGAAGCAUGAGGUAAGAUACGGUGGUUUCCGCAGGUGGAGCAGGGGCUUGGGUGUGUGGUAGACUGCACAGGGGAGGUGAAAGGCUGUGCGUUUUUGCUCUGGGCAAGUUUUAGAUUUGCUCCACGUUGACUGUAACUUGACAGGCAGAAACGAGGGUCUGGAGCUCGAGAGAGAAGUGGGGAGCUGUCGGUUUACACUCAGAGACUGCGGGUCAGCCAGGAGUGACAGUGCUUCCUUGGUGGUUGAUCAUGGGAACAGAAUGAGAACAGAAAAAGGGUUAGUGCGAGAGAAACCUCAGCAGGGAGGGGUGCUGGAGGUGACGGUUCUCAGCAGAGCUGUGCUCAGGGUUGGCCUAUGUAAGAUUUGGCCUCUGGUGCUGUGGCGUAGAGGAUAAAGCCACUGCCCAUAGUGCUGGCAUCUCUUAUGGGCAUCGGUUCGAGUCCUGGCUCCUCCACUUCUGAUCCAGCUCUCUGCUGUGGCCUGGGAAAGCAGUAGAAGAUGGCCUAAGUCCUUGGGCCCCUGCACCCACAUGGGAAGCUGGGAAGAAGCUCCUGGCUCCUGGCUCCAGAUUGGCGCAGUUCUGGCUGUUGUGGCAAAUUGGGGAGUGAACCAGUGGAUGGAAGACCUCUCUCUAUCUGCCUCUCCUUCUUUCUCUAUGUAACUCUGAUUUUCUAAUAAAGAGAUCUUAAAAAAAAAAAAAAUUGGCCUCUAGGAGCCGUGGAUCUGACAGGCCUGCACAUUGUUCAUUCCUGCUUGCCACUGUGUCUCCUGGAGAGGUCUCCCUGUGGGCUUUGGGGGCUCCUCCUGUCACUCCAGUGAGCACCAGGACAGGAACUCGCCGUCUCAACUGUUACCCCAGCCUCUGACUUGGGGUGCUCCGUGAGCAUUUGCUGAAUAAAUAAGCGAAUCGAGGUUCCCUUGAAGUAAGUCUGCAAAUGUUUAUGAGCACUUUCCGCGUGCCAGGAGCUAGGCUAGUGUCUCAGGAUAAAGCGGUGAGCAGCAGUCUGUGAAAAUCCCCACCAUUGUUGGGCUGACUUUCUAAAGCACGUCUGGGGAGGCUGAGAGGUCAGGCCUGCACCCAAAGGCAUUCUGUAAAGUAUGUCGUCUGGGGCACGGGAGAGGGGUCAGGUAGGAGACCCCAGGCGUGGGAGAGCCAUGGCCUUGCAUAUUGGAGGACGUUUUCCUGGGAAGCAUUCGCUGGGGGCUGAAGCCUGGGUGGAAGAGGGAGCAUGAAGCAACAGAAAGCAUUUGAAACAGUACCCUCUCCCCUCCCCAAAGAAAAAGGAAAACAGUGACACAGAGGACCGUGCUUGCAUUGUCCUCGCGGUGGCCAGCGGCUGUGCAGUGUUCAGCCGGUGAAGGAGGACGCAGCGAGGUGGGGUUUAUCUGGGCUCAGUGCUGAUUGGCUGGGCCAGGUCGUGUGGGUAACUAACCUGCGGAUGGAUGCGGCCUUCGGAGUGUACUGGUGAGUGCCAGUGUUUGCAAGAGGCCAGGCUGGGGGGUGGUGGGAAUAAACUGGAAUCAGGGCAGACUACAGGCUGGGUAGGAAGGGGUGGGAACUUAUUUAUUAGAAGGGAAAGAUAAUAUUGUUUCCUUUGUGCUUCCUGUGUUGAAUCCCAAGCAGGGUGUUCUGUGUGCUGUUCAUGAGCUCAUUUAAUCUUGGUGAAGCUCCUGGGAGCUCGCUCCUGAGGGGUUAACUGAGCUGUCCAGGUAGGAAGUGACCCAGACAGUCUUGGCGCUGGGUUUGUGUGCUGGAACUCUGUGCAGCUCUGCCUGGGGAAGAAACCAGACAGAAAGCUUCUUCCAGGCCAAGUAGCUUUGCAAUAGCUUCCUGAUGUUGCUGGGCCAGCUUUCCUGCUAGAGGAAACAUUUGGGGUGUUAUGGAAGGGGGCUCUGGACUGUUCCCCUCCCUUUUAAAAUAAGCAUCUGUUUUAGGGGAACAGUGUACAGCUGGCAAUCUGGAUCUAAGGGUUCUGCAUCCUGGAUUCAACCAAACGAGAUUGGAAAUAUGAAAAAAAAUUGCACUAAAUAGAUAGUCUUUUUUCCCCCUUAUUGUUAUUCCCUAAAGAAUACAACGUAACUAUUUACAUGUCAUUUAUGUUGUAUUGGGUCCUGUCAGUAAUCUAGAAAUGAUUUGCAGUGCAUGGGAGGAUGUGUGCAGAUUCUGUACCUGCAUUCUGCCACUGCAUGGGAGGGGCUUGAGCAUCUGUGGGUUUUGGUAUCCACGGGGCUGCUAGGCAGGAGGGCGGCCCUGGCAUGACCCUGGGAUGGCUGUACUUUAUAUAGAAUGCCUAAUUUUCUCCACCUGCUCUGCUCAUGAGUGAACAGCUUUAAACAAGGGCUGCCUGACAAUUCACAAUCAGGAAAUACUUUAAAUGCAAAUUAGUCUAUGAGUUAUGUGAACCCCAACACCUUCUCUUCUCACCUGCUCUCUCCCUGCCAAGUAGAGAAAAAAAGCUGGAGGUGCUGCCCUUCCACCAGUUUGAGGGACGGAGAGACUGAACAGAAGCUUGGCUGAUGGGUGUGUUGAAAGGAGGGAAUUUAGGAUGCCUGUUGAAGGAAUGCUAUCAGCGUCUGCAGGAUGUGUGGCAGGGCGAGGGUAGAUACAAUUCCUAGUUUGACAAGCACAGGAAUGUGUCUCCUUCCUGGGCAGACUCACUUGUGUUUUAGAUUGCAGAGACUGGGUAUGCUUCAGAUUACAUAAACUAGUUGUGUCUUGGAUUACAGACUGGUUGUUUUAGAUGGUGUAGAUGAGUUGUUUUAGAUUGCAUCAACUAGUCAUGUCUUAAUUGUAUAGAUCAGUUGGACUUGCAAGGAUUGGAGUCCCUGGAGAUGCGUCCGUUGGGGCCCAGGCCCUUGGUAAUCCCAGGGGAGGCCUCCUGUCAACUUUCCUUGUAGGCUGAUGGAAGCACAGGCACUGUGCAAAUGCAAUGUGUUGUUGGCUUUGUGCUUCUGUGUGAGAGGAGAACAACAGGCAGAGACCACACCUCGGCGUUUGCUUCAUGCUUUCGCAGUCUGGCUUUGCUCUUGCAGCAGUGUGGGAGGAAUGCCGUUCCCUCUUCCAUCUCUUCAGCAUCAACAGAGUUUCAUAGUUUUAAAAGAAACAGCACACUAAAACCACACUAAGUCUCACAUGCCAAGAAAGCAUAGGCAUUUUAAACAUCGGAAAAAGAGCAGAUAGAUCACCUGGCAUUACUUGCUGGCAACUUUGAGAAUCCCUCCUGAUCCUAGUGUUCUCAGUUGAUGCCACAAGUUGGACAUGCCUCACCUGCUGGCGCCUUUCUAUUUCCAAUUGGUUAAUUACGUAGGACUAGCUUUUUUGCCUCAUCCAUUUCUUUUUAAAGUUGAUGUAGUUUUCUUUAUUUGUAAGGCAGAGAGAGAAAAAGGUAUAUCUUCCAUCUUCUGCUGGUUCACUCCCCCAAAUGCCUGCAACAACUGGGGCUGAGCUUGGCCAAAACCAGGAGCCAGAAGUUAGAAACUCCAUCAGGGCCGGCGCCGCGGCUCACUAGGCUAAUCCUCCGCCUAGCGGCACCAGCACACCGGGUUCUAGUCCCGGUCGGGGCGCCGGAUUCUGUCCCGGUUGCCCCUCUUCCAGGCCAGCCCUCUGCUGUGGCCAGGGAGUGCAGUGAAGGAUGGCCCAGGUGCUUGGGCCCUGCACCCCAUGGGAGACCAGGAGAAGCACCUGGCUCCUGCCUUCGGAUCAGCGCGGCGCGCCGGCUGCAGUGGCCAUUGGAGGGUGAACCAACGGCAAAGGAAGACCUUUCUCUCUGUCUCUCUCUCUCACUGUCCACUCUGCCUGUCAAAAAAAAAAAAAAAAAAAAAAAAAGAAACUCCAUCAGGGACCCAAGUACCUGAACGGUCAUCUGCUGCCUUGUGUGUUGAGUUAGCUGAGAGCUGGAUCGGAAGUGGAAGUGGGCCUCCGUCCCAGGCACUCUGACGGGGUGUCGGCAUCCCAGGUGGCAGCUUAACUUCCUUGCACCACAACACCUGCCCGUCAUCUUUUUUUUUUUUUUCUUUCUUCUGACUACUAGGAUGGCCCAUAGUGUGCCACAUUAUUAACAUCUUUUUUAAGAAGUAUUGAUUUAUUUGAAAGGCAGAACAUUGGAGGAAGAGGGAGAGAUAGCUAGUUCGCUUCUCAAAGGCCUGUAACAGCUGGGACUGGGUCAGGCCAAGCCAGAAGUCCAGAACUCCAUCUGAGUCUCCCAUACAAGUGGUAGGGACCCAAGUACUUGGGCCAUCAUCUGCUUCCUUCCCAGGCAUGUUAGUAGGAAACUGGACUGGAAGUGGAGUAGCCAGACAGGAGCCAGCCCUCCAGUAUAGGAUAUAGGUGUCCCAGGUAGUGGUUUAACCUGCUGUACCACAGCACCCACCCUAGCAGCUUUUUAUUUUUAAUUUAUUUGACAGGUAGAGUUAUAGAUAGUGAGAGAAAGAGACAGAGAGAAAGGUCUUCCUUCCGUUGGUUCACCCCUCAAAUGGCCACUAUGGCCGGCGCUGCGCCGAUCCGGAGUCAGGAGCCAGGUGCUUCUUCCUGGUCUCCCAUGCGGGUGCAGGGGUCCAAGCACUUGGGCCAUUCUCCACUGCCCUCCUGGGUUACAGCAGAGAGCUGGACUGGAAAAGGAGCAACCAGGAUUAGAACUCAGUGCCCAUAUGGGAUGCUGGCACCACAGGCAGAGGAUUAAUCAAGUGAGCCACGGCGUCAGCCUGCAGCUUUGGUUUUUAAGAUUGCCUACUUAUGGGGCCAACACUGUGACAUAGUGGGUAAAGCUGCCAGCUGAAGUGCCAGCAUCCCAUAUGGGUGCCAGUUCAAGUCCUGGCUGUUCCACUUCCAAUCCAGCUCUCUGCUAUGGCCUGGGAAAGCAGUGGAAAAUGUUUUAAAUCCUUGGGCCCUGCACCCAUGUGAGAGACCUGGAAGAAGCUCAAGGCUCCUGGCUUCGGCUUGGCCCAGCUUCUGCCAUUGUGGCCAUUUUGGUAGUGAACUAGCAGAUGGAAGACCUCUCUCUCUCUCUCUGUCUCUGUCUUUCUCUCUGUCUUGAAAGGCAGAGUUACACAGGAAAGGCAGAGAGAGAGAGAGAGAGAGAGGAAGAUCUGCCUUUCAAAUAAAUAAAUAAAUCUCUAAUGGAUUUUUAAUAAUGUGAUCUUAUGUCAGAUGUGAAAUGCUAGUAUUCAGGCAACAGAGCUGGUUAGGUUAAAAUACACACACACACACACACACACACACACACGAUAACUCCCUGCUGAGAACUGUCUCAUCCAUCCAGUCAUUCCAGUGCCCUGAGGCCUGGAUUUGUUACGGUCUCUAGGGCCACUUGGCACCUUUAUUUAAGUUGAGGUACAGAAUAAAUUCUGUUGAUCCCUCAUUUCUUUUCUCCCAGAAUUCUGGUACCUUCUCCUGAGUGAGAGUUAGUUGGUCACUCAGUUUUGGGUCAUGGAGCUUUCAUGCUGGUGUUUUCUGUGUUCCCUUGGGUUUGGCUGGGGCCACUGAGGGAGUCACAUGCUUCAUGCUAGAAGUUCUGACCCGGUUUUGAGCGGGUUCUCCUGAGAUCCCCUGUGGACACGUUUUCAACCUUCGCUGUGAAUCCUGCUGAGGUUUUCCACAGGUUCUGGGGAGAGGACAUAAAUGAUCCUCCUCGCACGCUGGUUACCCAGCAGACACUUCCCAUGACUUCGUCCAGUCCUCCUGGUUACCCAGGGAGACACUGAGGCCCUGUGGCUGUGGAGGUGGUAGAACCAGGUGCGUGACUCCAAAGGGUGCCCUCUUCCAAGCCUGCUUAAAUGCAGCUCAGCAUAGUUUUUUAAUUGACACUGUGGCUCACUGUUUCGUCAAGUGGAGUGUCUUCAGUAAAAUACAGAAAGCUAUGAUGGGGGAAGAUGGCUUCAUGGGUGUCCUCAGCCCUGUGCCCAUGGCAUGCAGAGUGGGAAGUCUUAGGAGGUGCCCAGGAUAGACCCUGAAAGGCAUUUUUUCUUUCUGAGCUGCAUGACAGAGCAACUGAAAAAGAAAAAUAACUGAUUGGCUAAAAACUUUAUUUCAGGCAAUUAAUUGAAAAACCAAAUUGAUUAACAGAGGGGCAUUUUUAAAAAGGAUCUUAACUGUAUCAAGUGUAAGUUGUAAUUUUUAUGUGUAAUCAAAUAGGGCUUAUCAAAGCUAUAAUGAAGAAAAUGAAAAUCAUUUGUAAUUAGACAAUAAUUAAAGGUAAGUACAUGCUUAGUGAUUUUAAAGUGCUUGAAAACAAUUAGUUUUCUUAAGUAGGUUAGACAUCUGGGUUAGCAGCUUGUUUACACCAUUAAUUUACUUAGCAAACCUGUUCUUCCUAGAUGUUGCAAAGGUGAGAUUUAGCUUAGCUCUAUAUUAUCUUGAAGUUCUAACUUAGUAAGUGUCCUUUUUAAAAAGUAUGAUUUUAUUUAUUUUUAAUUCUAAAAGUAUUAUUCUUUUCUUCCUUUUUUGUAUUAUUCUUUUCUUCCUUUUUUGUCUGCUGAACAAUUAAGUCCUAAAGGCCACUGAGUAGGCAGAGCAAGGUAGAUGACCUGGCUAGUGGUGUUGGAAGCUGAGCAGAGUGAGGAGGCCUUCACACAGAGGGAGCUGCUGAUGUGGCAUAUCAGAGCCUGGGAGGGGAGAAAGGCCACGUUGGACUGGGCUGGCAGCAGCAGUGGGAGAUUGGUUCAAUAGGAAGGCAUUGAUUGAGUGGGUAUGUUCAGGAUAAUGGCAGGCAGUUCUUGUGUUGGGGCAGUAUGUUAGAGUAAUGCUUUUGAAAAGAAGACAAGUAGUGAGUUACGUGGAAUUAGAAGUGCUGGUGUGAAUGCCUGGGCUGUAGUCAGUACGGAAACUGCACAGGGCAUGCUUGUGUGUUGGCGUGCAUGCAUGUGCCCAUGCACGUAUCUCUCCCUUUCCUAGUUCUGGGGUGUCUGGGGCAGCAGUGCUCAAGAGCAGUAAGUGCGUCCAGAUCCCCACUGUCUGCUUCUUGGUGCAAUGGCUCACCUUUGGUUUGGGCUGGAAAACGUUUAAGAUGAACGCAGAACAUGUUACGUUAGAAAGCAAGGAAGUCUUCGAAGAAUGAUGGAGACAUGCCAGAAGGACACAGAAGCCUGUUUGGAGGGGCUUCCACUGGCCAAAUGUAGAGGUCAUUGGUCAUCAGAAUUUAAGAGGCCUGUGAUAGUCAUGAAUUAAAAACUAUGAGUAGGGGCCAGCACUGUGGCGUAGUGAGUAAAGCCGCCACCUGCAAUGCCGGCAUCCUAUGUGGGUGCCAGUUCAUGGUCCGCUGCUUCACUUCCAAUCCACUGCUAAUGGCCUGGGAAAGCGGUGGAAGGUGGCCCAAGUGCUUGGGCUCCUGCACCUGCGUGGGAGACCCAGAAGAAGCUCUUAGCUCCUGCCUUCGGACUGGCCCAGUUCCGGCUGUUGCAGCCAUCUAGGGAGUGAACCAGCGGAUGGAAGACCUCUCUCUCUCUCUGUAACUAACUCUACCUCUCAAAUAAAUAAAUAAAUAAAAUCUCAAAACAAAAACAAACCUAUGAGUAUUGACUAAAAGAGAAAGCUAACAGUUCUCAUAUAGUUUCCACCUACUUUGCAAGGAAACCCAAGUUUAGAGUCCUUAUUAAGUUCAGAGUUUGAGGAUUAGAUUAUUUAAAUUUCAAAAUACCUCUCCCCCAGAUAGCUACUGGUUACAAAGGAGAGAAAGAGGAGCAUUCCAGCAAGAAGCUGGCAGGUGCCACCCUAGCCAGGUGAUUCGAGUACACAUGCUCAGCAGAGGGACCAAUCGCAGUGGUGCCACCUGGCAGGCCUCUGUGAUGUUCCCUCCCAGGCACUUGGCCUGAAUCUCACCACCCACCCAGUUUUGAAGACAUUCUACCAAGUAAUCGGCCAGUGAGCUUCAAACAUUUCAAGGUCAUGAAAGGCCAGGUAAGACUGAGGAACUCUUCCAAACUGAAGGAAACUAAAGAGACAUUCAGCUAGUGCAACACAUGAUUCUGGCCUGGAUCUCUUUGCUGUAAAGGCCGUUGUUGGGGGCCAGUGUUGUGACUCAGCAGGUUAAACCAUCACCUGUGACACUGACUUCCUGGAUCUGAGUCCUGGCUGCCCUGAUUUGCAUCCAGCUCCCUGCUAAUGAACCAGGGAAAGCAGCAGAAGAUGGCCCCAAGGGCUUGGACCCCUGCUACCACCCAUGUGGGAAACCUGGAUGGAGUUCUAGGCUCCUGGCUCCUGCUUGGCUCAGCCCCUGCCAUUGUAGCCAAUUUGGGAAAUGAACCAGCAGAUGGAGGAUCUCUCUCUCUUUCUCCCUGUCUCCCUCCCUCCCUAACUGCCUUCCAAAUAAAUAAAUCUUUAAAUUAAAAAAAAAAAAAAAGGCUGUUAUUGGGUAAAGCUUGAAUGGGGCUUGAGGAUGAGAUGGUAAAAAUGUUUCAAUGCUAAUUUUCUGGUUUUGAUGGUUGUAUUGUAGUUACCUAGGACACUGAUUUCAUCUUGUUUCUAGAAAAACACAUACUAAAGUGUCGCUCCCCCUCUUCAUGGAGGAACGACACUAAGCCCUGCCUAGGCUUCAUAUCCGAGUCACGGCACCAUUAUGUCGCUCCCCCUCUUCGCGGAGGAACGACACAGGACCCUGCGCUGUUCUUUUGUCUGCUCGGCCCUCCCCGGGUUUGCUGCUGGUUCUUCCCGGGUUGGCUACCGUCCCUUCCACCUCCGUGGAAGGGCGGUUCCCCCUGCCACUUUCCCCACUUCUGCGGGGGAGCGGCACACCGCUGGCCGGCUCUCUCGGGGGCUGCACAGGUGUUCCUUCAGAUAGAUGUUCCUGGUGCAUGUUGUCUCUCUCCUCCUUUAUAGUCCUCUUCCACCAAUCCCAACUCUGCUACCCACACGCCGAGUACGCUGCUCUCCUCCAAUCAGGAGUAGGUCCUGCUGCUUAUUGGUUGAACUGGAGGCAGCUGUGUAGAAGCUAUUUCCUCCUCUCCCAGCGCCAUACUGUGGGAGAGCAGAUGCAUAGAAUAAGUCUUAAUUCCAGUAACUUAGUCUAGUCCCAGUUGCUCCCCACACUAAAGUAUUUGGGGUGAUGAAAUAUCAGAUUGGCAAGAUUACUCGUGAUGAUUUUGAGGUAGAGAUACUUUGCAUUGUCCUUGCAACUUUUCAGUAAGUUUGAGAUUGUUUCAAGAUUGAAGAAAAUAAUAUUCUUGCCUAAAGUUUAAACCAUAAGAAGCAUGUAAGAUUUAAAAAGUGUCCUAUUUCUUGUUUUAGGGAGUGUGUGUGUGUGUGUGAGAGAGAGAGAAUGUACAUAAAUGUCUGCUGUCGACCACACCGAGUGCUCACUGUAUGCUAGGUGUGCUGCCUUCCUAGCAGUCACGGUGCUCAUCCAGCAGAGCAGCUCCUGUGUUAGCUGGAGGUGCCUUCACUCCCUGAAACUCCCGCGUGAGAGGCGGAGCAAGGUGUAGUGGGAGCGUGAGCUCUAAAUUCUUCUCCCAGCCCUGCCAGUGACUUCACUGUGCCUACAUACUCUUAUCUGCAGACUAGAGAUGCCACCUGUCCUGGUCUAAGAGACAGUUGUGAGAAUUACGGGAGGUGAUCCAUGUGGUAACCUCACACUCACGUACGGCACAAAGCAAGUGCUCAGUAAAUGGUAGCUCUCACGGGUGGACAUUUAGGUGAUGAUUUUGUACUUUUACAAAUAAUUAAAAUUGCCUUGCAUAUAUUUUUGCAUUUUUAUAUUUUUUAAAAGACAUGUCCAUUUAGAACCUGUGAAUAUGACCUUAAAAAAAAGUUUACUUUUAAAAUUUACUUGAAAGGCAGAGUUGGGAGUGGGGAGAGAUUGAUCUUCUGUCUACUGGUUCCCUCCCCAGAUAACCACAGCAUCUAGGGUUGGGCCAAGAGCUCCCUGGGUCUCCCAUGGAGGUGCAAGGCCCAAGCACUUGCUCCAUCUCCUGCUGCCUCCCAGAGUGUGCAUUAACAGGAAGCUGGAUCGGAAAUAGAGUAGCCAAGAUUCAAACCAGGCACUCUGACAUGGGAUGCAGGUGCCCCAAGACUGGCUUAACCUGCUGCACCACAACACUACCCGUCUUUAUGCUUUGGAACCACCUAAUAUUUGGUUGUCUUUCUGUCGUGAAGUUUUGCUGUUCAGUGAUUCUUGUUGGUCUGCAUGUGUGACGUGAAGACCUGACUGGAGAAUGGGGAAUGUUUGUCUGAAAUUCUGUGCCAUGUAGACCUAGCUUUGGAGCAGUAAAGGAAUGUGAAAUGCUGGCUUCCUUCCAGAUUUACCUCUACUCAGAUGUUGUUCUGUUAGCAUUUUUAUAUAGCAGUUUCCCCAUUUUCAAAUAACACAACUUUAAAAUUGCUAGGUAAUUUAUUUUGAUCAAGGUUGAAAUGAUCAUGUAAUGCUAAUCACUGGGAAUUGUGAAAUUACUUUUAUCUCAAGUAACAUAAUCAAAGAGAAUACUGUCUAUGAAGUUUUGAGCACUUUGCCUGACGGAUUUUGAAUGCCAGAGAAAGGAGUGGAUAUUAAUUCCUGCUUGUCCUAGUUUAGUUAAAGUCAUUUAUUUGAUGAUUAUAUUCCUGUAUAUCCUGCUUGAAAAAUCACAACAGGUUCUUAGACCUCUACAUUAGGUAGGUGGGUUUUUUUUUUUUUUGGCCUUUAGCAGGCCUGUUUUUGCAAGUGACCAACUUCCUAUUUUGAGUCUUUGAACAAGAAUGUUGCUACUUAUAGCCUUUGAUUUGAAAGAAUUAAAAAAUAACUCAUUUUUAGGGUAUUAUGAUUACAAAUAGAUACUGAUUUUCCUGCAGUCAUUGGAGGAAUGUAAAUAAACCAUUGCUACUGUGAAUGUAUAAAAACUCAUAGAGGACAGGAGAUGUGCUCAAAAAUUGUGAGGCAAAAGUGAGUCAGUCUAUCAAAAGAGGGGACCCGUUCUUUAAAGGGAAUCAGAUUUAUGCAUGGUCUCAAGAUGGCAGGUCUUCUCAGUUUGGAGAUACUUGGCCCACCAGUGUUGGAUGGAAAACCUCAUGGCUUUGUGAAGACCUUGGUGUUUCUUUGUGUUGCCUGCCUAGUUCUUGAAGACAUGUUGAGGGGGCUGUCUGCCCAGUGCCUGCUGGAGCAGCAUGGGAGGGGACUGAGAGGAGGGACAGCCACAGGUGGGGUAGCCCCUGUCCUUGCUCACCUGAGAGCCUGUAGGAUGGGCCCUCAACCUGCCUGCCAUCUGCUUUGCACCCACACACUUUGCCUUUUAGGCCUCUUAUCUUGGACAGUGAUGAGGCUGAGUUCCGUGUUGAACGGGCUUCAGCUUUGCAUGCAGGUUGGUAUUCGCUUACUCAGAGGUUUCAGAAAGUGCUGGCCGCCGCCGAUCAGCCUGUCUGGUUGAGUGUAAUAAAGAGAACCAGUGACCGGUAAGCACUUGUUGAGCAAACUUAACCAGUAGCUCAAAACAAAACAUAUUUUUGGUCCUAGGCUGUUGGUGUUUCCCAGCCCGGUGAGGACUCUGUAGUACAUCACAAAGACCUCACAUGUCACAGCAUGCCAGUGUCCCCUGCCGGGCCCGGCUCGCCCCUUAGUGGGUUCCCAUCAGGGCUGCUUCUGGCUGCAUGACCCCCAUUCCUCUUUCCAUCAGUCCAUGUCCCACCAUUUGCCCUUCCAUGACAGCAGUCUGCUUCUGCUUUAAGCUCUUCAGGUAAUGUCUUCAAAAUGCAAAGGUGGACAGGUGUGCAGUGACGCGGGACUGGGAAGAGAGAAGGAGCAAGAAAGGGAAGAACAGUUAAUGGAAGACAAGAAAAGGAAGAAAGAGGAUAAGAAGAAAAAAGAAGCCACUCAGAAGGUCACGGAACAAAAAACCAAAGUGCCCGAAGUGACGAAACCAAGUCUAAGCCAACCAGCGGCCGCCAGCCCAAUUGGCAGCUCCCCAUCGCCACCAGUCAAUGGUGGCAACAAUGCCAAAAGGGUGGCAGUGCCGAACGGACAACCGCCAAGCGCCGCCCGCUACAUGCCUCGGGAGGUGCCGCCGCGAUUCCGUUGCCAGCAGGACCACAAAGUGUUACUAAAACGUGGACAGCCCCCUCCGCCGUCCUGCAUGCUCCUCGGGGGCGGGGCAGGGCCUCCUCCCUGCACAGCACCUGGAGCAAACCCAAACAACGCACAAGUGACAGGGACGCUGCUGCAGAGUGAGAGUGGGACUGCACCAGAGUCAACCCUUGGAGGUGCUGCUGCUUCAAAUUAUGCAAAUCCCACUUGGGGCCCGGGGGCCUCCAACAACGGCGCCUCCCCCAACCCAAUUCACGUCUGGGACAAGGUGAUUGUAGACGGGUCUGACAUGGAAGAGUGGCCUUGCAUUGCCAGCAAAGACACUGAAUCUUCUUCCGAAAACACCACCGAUAACAACAGUGCCUCGAACCCUGGCUCUGAGAAGAGCGCUCUGCCAGGAAGCACCACUAGUAACAAAGGCAAAGGGAGCCAGUGCCAGCCUGCAACUUCUGGGAACGAAUGUAACCUUGGGGUCUGGAAGUCUGACCCCAAGGCUAAAUCUGCUCACUCUUCCACCUCUACCACGGAGAGCAACAGUGGACUAGGAAAUUGGAGGAAUGCAAGUGGUCAGGAUAGAAUUGGACCUGGCUCUGGUUUCAGCAACUUUAACCCAAAUAGCAACCCAUCUGCCUGGCCAGCGCUGGUCCAAGAAGGAACUUCUAGGAAAGGGGCAUUGGAGACGGAUACUAGUAAUUCUAGUGCACAGGUUAGCACAGUAGGUCAGGCGUCCAGGGAACAGCAGUCAAAGAUGGAAAAUGCGGGUGUUAACUUUGUUGUCUCUGGCAGAGAACAGGCUCAAAUUCAUAACACUGAUGGACCAAAAAAUGGAAACACUAACUCCUUGAACUCAAGUUCACCAAACCCCAUGGAGAAUAAGGGAAUGCCCUUUGGAACGGGCUUGGGGAACACCUCCAGGAGCACUGAUGCCCCUUCACAAAGCACUGGAGAGCGAAAGACUGGGAGUGUUGGAUCUUGGGGUGCAGCUAGGGGGCCUUCUGGAACUGACACAGUCUCUGGACAAAGCAAUUCUGGAAACAAUGGGAACAAUGGAAAAGAUAGAGAGGACUCCUGGAAAGGAGCUCCUGUUCAGAAAUCAACCGGGUCAAAAAAUGACUCUUGGGACAAUAGUAACAGGUCUACGGGUGGGUCCUGGAACUUUGGCCCUCAGGACUCUAAUGACAACAAGUGGGGUGAAGGGAACAAAAUGACAUCUGGGGUCUCUCAGGGAGAAUGGAAACAGCCGACUGGGUCUGACGAGUUGAAAAUUGGAGAAUGGAGUGGUCCAAACCAACCAAAUUCUAGCACUGGAGCAUGGGACAAUCAAAAGGGCCACCCCCUCCCUGAAAACCAAGGCAAUGCCCAGGCUCCCUGUUGGGGAAGAUCUUCCAGCUCCACGGGAAGUGAAGUUGGGGGUCAGAGCACUGGAAGCAACCACAAAGCAGGAAGUAGUGACAGUCAUAAUUCUGGCCGUCGGUCAUACAGGCCCACACAUCCUGAUUGUCAGGCUGUCUUGCAGACUCUUUUGAGCCGAACUGAUUUGGACCCCAGGGUGCUCUCAAACACUGGCUGGGGCCAAACUCAAAUUAAGCAGGACACGGUGUGGGAUAUCGAAGAGGUGCCAAGGCCCGAGGGGAAAUCUGACAAAGGAACUGAGGGGUGGGAGAGCGCUGCCACACAGACCAAGAACUCAGGGGGCUGGGGAGAUGCACCCAGCCAAAGCAAUCAAAUGAAGUCUGGGUGGGGGGAGCUCUCAGCCUCUACAGAGUGGAAAGACCCCAAGAACACAGGAGGCUGGAGUGACUACAAGAACAACAACUCUUCCAGCUGGGGAGGAGGCCGACCAGAUGAGAAGACCCCUUCCUCCUGGAGUGAGAGCUCCAGCAAGGAUCAGGGGUGGGGAGGAGGGCGCCAGCCCAGUCAAGGAUGGGCCUCGGGAAAGAAUGGUUGGGGCGAGGAAGUGGAUCAAGCGAAAAACAGCAACUGGGAGAGUUCUGCAAGUAAGCCUGUGUCUGGGUGGGGUGAAGGAGGGCAGAAUGAAAUCGGAACUUGGGGUAACGGUGGGAAUGCAAGCCUCGCUUCCAAAGGUGGGUGGGAGGAUUGCAAAAGGUCCCCAGCGUGGAAUGAGACUGGCAGGCAGCCCAAUUCCUGGAGUAAACAGCACCAACAGCAGCAGCAGCCACAGCAGCCACCGCCACCACAGCCAGAGGCUUCCGGCUCCUGGGGAGGCCCACCUCCGCCACCUCCGGGCAGCGUCCGGCCUUCCAGUUCCAGCUGGAGCAGCGGGCCGCAGCCCACAACCCCGAAGGACGAAGAGCCCAGCGGCUGGGAGGAGCCGUCCCCACAGUCAAUUAGUCGGAAGAUGGACAUCGAUGAUGGCACGUCAGCGUGGGGAGACCCCAACAGUUACAACUACAAGAAUGUGAAUCUGUGGGAUAAGAAUUCCCAGGGGGGCCCUGCACCUCGAGAACCAAACCUGCCCACCCCGAUGACCGGUAAAUCAGCGUCAGUCUGGAGCAAAAGCACACCACCUGCUCCAGAUAAUGGUACUUCAGCCUGGGGUGAGCCGAACGAGAGCAGUCCUGGGUGGGGCGAGAUGGAUGACACAGGAGCAUCGACCACGGGCUGGGGGAACGCACCCACCAACACUCCCAAUACCAUGAAACCCAAUUCCAAAUCUAUGCAAGAUGGCUGGGGGGAGAGUGACGGACCAGUCGCAGGAACUCGCCAUCCCAGCUGGGAAGAGGAGGAGGAUGGAGGAGUCUGGAACACCGCCGGCUCUCAGGGAAGCACUUCCUCCCACAACUCAGCAAGCUGGGGACAAGGAGGAAAGAAACAGAUGAAGUGCUCACUGAAAGGAGGAAACAGUGAUUCGUGGAUGAAUCCUCUAGCCAAGCAGUUUUCAAACAUGGGAUUGCUGAGUCAAACUGAAGAUAAUCCAAGCAGCAAAAUGGAUUUGUCUGUAGGAAGCCUUUCAGAUAAGAAAUUUGAUGUGGACAAGCGAGCAAUGAAUCUCGGGGAUUUUAAUGAUAUCAUGAGGAAGGAUCGAUCUGGGUUCCGUCCACCUAAUUCCAAAGACAUGGGAACCACAGAUAGUGGGCCUUAUUUUGAGAAGCUGACUUUGCCUUUCUCCAAUCAAGAUGGGUGCCUUGGGGAUGAGGCUCCCUGCUCUCCCUUCUCCCCUUCUCCCAGCUACAAGCUGUCUCCCUCUGGUUCCACACUACCCAACGUCAGCCUUGGAGCAAUCGGCACAGGGCUCAACCCCCAAAACUUCGCUGCUAGACAAGGCGGUAAUCACGGCUUGUUUGGAAACAGCACAGCACAAUCGAGAGGUCUGCACACACCAGUGCAGCCACUGAAUUCUUCUCCUGGUCUCCGGGCGCAAGUGCCUCCCCAGUUUAUUUCUCCCCAGGUGUCUGCCUCAAUGCUUAAGCAGUUUCCCAACAGUGGCCUGAAUCCAGGUCUUUUCAAUGUGGGGCCCCAGUUAUCUCCUCAACAAAUUGCCAUGCUGAGCCAGCUUCCACAAAUUCCCCAGUUCCAGUUGGCAUGUCAGCUUCUCCUGCAGCAGCAGCAGCAGCAGCAGUUGCUACAGAACCAGAGAAAGAUUUCUCAAGCUGUGCGCCAGCAGCAGGAGCAGCAGCUGGCCCGGAUGGUGAGCGCGCUGCAGCAGCAGCAGCAGAGGCAGCCCAGCAUGAAGCACUCGCCGUCCCACCCUGUUGGGCCCAAGCCACAUCUGGACAACAUGGUACCCAACGCACUGAAUGUGGGGCUCCCCGACCUUCAAACCAAAGGGCCAAUGCCUGGAUACGGUUCUGGCUUCAGCUCUGGCGGCAUGGACUAUGGCAUGGUUGGUGGGAAGGAGGCCGGGACUGAGUCUCGCUUUAAACAGUGGACCUCCAUGAUGGAAGGACUGCCCUCCGUAGCCACACAGGAAGCCAGCAUGCACAAAAACGGCGCUAUAGUAGCCCCAGGUAAGACCCGAGGAGGGUCACCGUACAACCAGUUUGACAUCAUCCCAGGUGACACACUGGGUGGCCAUACGGGUCCUGCUGGUGAUAGCUGGUUACCUGCCAAAUCUCCACCAACAAAUAAACUCGGAAGUAAAUCCAGCAAUGCCAGUUGGCCUCCAGAAUUCCAACCAGGAGUGCCAUGGAAAGGUAUCCAAAACAUUGACCCUGAAUCUGACCCCUACGUCACCCCAGGAAGUGUGCUGGGGGGCACAGCCACAUCUCCCAUUGUAGAUACUGACCACCAACUGCUGCGGGAUAACACCACAGGGUCUAAUUCUUCCCUCAACACCUCGCUGCCUUCACCUGGUGCCUGGCCCUACAGUGCCUCUGACAACUCCUUUACCAACGUCCAUAGCACUUCAGCAAAGUUCCCUGAUUACAAAUCAACAUGGUCCCCAGAUCCCAUAGGACACAACCCCACUCAUCUCUCCAACAAGAUGUGGAAAAACCAUAUUUCCUCCAGGAACACUACACCGCUGCCCCGCCCACCUCCCGGUCUGACUAACCCCAAACCGGCAUCUCCCUGGAGCAGCACAGCACCCCGAUCAGUCAGGGGGUGGGGGACACAGGACUCACGGCUUGCCUCGGCCUCUACCUGGAGUGACGGUGGCUCGGUCCGUCCUAGUUACUGGCUGGUUCUUCACAAUCUCACUCCACAGAUUGACGGGUCAACCUUGAGGACGAUUUGCAUGCAGCACGGUCCACUGCUGACAUUCCAUCUGAAUCUGACCCAGGGCACUGCCCUGAUCCGAUACAGCACCAAACAGGAGGCGGCCAAGGCCCAGACGGCACUGCACAUGUGUGUGUUGGGAAACACUACCAUCCUGGCUGAGUUUGCCACCGAUGAUGAAGUUAGCCGCUUUCUGGCACAAGCUCAGCCCCCUACACCUGCAGCAACCCCGAGCGCACCUGCCGCGGGGUGGCAGUCGCUGGAGACCGGCCAGAACCAGUCAGAUCCCGUCGGACCUGCUCUGAAUCUUUUCGGUGGGUCCACUGGGCUGGGGCAGUGGAGCAGCAGUGCUGGUGGCAGCAGCGGGGCCGAUCUUGCUGGCGCUUCGUUGUGGGGGCCCCCCAACUAUUCUUCUAGCUUGUGGGGAGUCCCGACUGUGGAAGAUCCCCAUAGGAUGGGCAGCCCUGCUCCUUUACUACCUGGUGACCUUCUGGGAGGAGGGUCGGAUUCAAUCUGAACUUAGAACUUUCAACUCUGACCUCGUGACCUUUUUUGGAACAGCAGCAGCACUAACUUGACCUUUUCGUUUUUUUUUUCAACUUGCAAUAAAUACAUUUUUAAAAGGAAAAAAGAAAACGGAGAGAGAAAAAAAAAGGUGGGUCAUUGACAGACUGUCUGAGCACAUAGUUGCCUCCCUUCUAACUUCAGUUUUUCGUUUGGAAAAUGAAUCCAAAAAGAGAACAUAUCACUCUUGAAAUACUUGAAUCAUGAACGCCAACCUAGAAAGACAAUGUGAAGCAAGUACACAUACCAUUUAAAUUCAAACACAAAAAAUUAAAAAAAUUAGUUUCUAGUUUUUCACUUUUUUCAUGUUAUAUGGAAGUUGUUGCUAAGAAACAUAUAUACUGAAAAAAAUAGCUUUUUAACUUUGUUUGCACUGGGUGUGUUUCCGUCCUUAGGUCUACCAUGUUUGGGAGGGAGGGAAAUUCAAAAGAAUUGUUGGGGGAGGGGGGAGGGAAGACUUGACGGAGCCUCACUUUAAAAACAAAACAAAAAAAAACACAAAAAACCUAAAAAAAAAGGAAAACAUUUGUGAUUGGCUGGUUGAUAAAUACCAGUGUGUUCUGGCACAUGUAACUGCCCAGGCAUGCUCGUUCUGGUAUGUGUGUGCACGUGUGUUCAUGUGCAUUCGCGUGCAUCCUUUCUGUCUCUGUGUGUGUGCCUGUGUCCCGCCCUCCUCCCUCCCCACCCCGAUUUCUCAGAAAGCUGCAUUGCUGACCGUCUGCGGGCUGGCUGGCCGGCCAUCUGCUUUUUAUUUUCUUUUCUCUUGAAACUGAGAACACACAAAGCACUGGGAACCACUGCGACUGAAGCCACUCCAUGGGGCUGCGUUAAGAUGAACAGAGCGCUUUUUAAUAACUAAAGCAGAGAGCUCCCUCCCAGUGCAGACGAGCCCGACUGUGCGCUGUCUCUGGCUUUUCUUUUGACCCAGCAGUAGAGCGGAGCACUGCCAAGUCCAUGAACCCAGGAGAGCAGGAGGUGCCUCUUUCUGUUCUGCCACCGAGUGGCCACCAGGCACACCUGAGUACCUGUGACGUCCACGCAGGCCAUUGUGUUAGUUUGAACGGGAACAGAAGAGAAGAGCGUCUUUAAUUAUGUGAUGUCCCCACAGGAGGGAAAACUAUGUUCCCUCUUGGAUAUGUGGUCAGGUAUCAGAAAUCCAUCCAAAAAAUCAGGUGAAUGCUGAGUUAAAUGGUUGUGUUGGUUCUCUCUUCACUCGAUGGAAGCAGAAAACACUAAGUUGUGGACAGCCUCCGGAAAGCUCCCGCAGCUCCUCCCUCUGCUCUGGCUGGGCGGCGCCGGGCGUAGGCGUGGUACAGGCCAUUGCUGACAGAGAUGUUUACCUAACGAAUGUCCUUAAGCCAGUGUGUACUCCACACGUUUCCUUUUGUCUCUCUGUGUAUUUCCUGUGUAUGUGGUUUUGCUUAGGCAGGUAUAACUUAGCAGAGACAUUUAAGUAUUGCACCUUUUUUUUUUUUUUUGGUUUUGACCUCUUUUUUCCCCUACUUUGUACUGUUGCUUUUAUUUUAUUUUAUUUUUUUUUUUGUAUUUAAAGGUUUUGCUUUUGUUUUUGUUUUUUAAGCAUCAAUGUAGUAGUACUCUGGGCCGAACAGGGGGCAUUUAAUCCACAGUUACCACCAACAUGUAUGUACUCACGUUGGAAUCCAAAUGUAUCAGACUGCUCAUGGUGAAGAGAGUGACGGCAGACCUGAAGGGGUCCCCCUUGAGACAAAGCCGAUGGCUGGCGGGUGGGGGACGCGUGCCGGCGACCUGCGAGCACUCACGCGGACGGCCAGGUCUGCAUUCUCCUCUCUGACAUCAAGUGCCCACAUUCUGUACCAGCAAACACCUGCCCAUUCCAGCCCUUGGUGGGAGCAGACCCCCGUCCUCCGUACCUUGCUGCUAGUGAGGACGAGGGAGUUUUCCUUAGCAUGUUCAGUGAAGGAUACAACAAUGCCUAAUGUAUUUCCGCUUCCGUCUCUGUGUAAGUGGGUGGUUGGGUGCAUAUAGGAACAGACAAAAAGGCAUUAUUUGCAUGUUAGUGACUUUGCGAGACAAAGAAUGGGAAAGUCUGUAGUCCUUGGCUUACUUAACCUGUUGACUACAGACCUAGCCUCACAAGAGAUUGACAGGCAUAGUUCGAGCGAGCACGUCCAUCCAAGUCUGCGUGAGCCUUUUGUGGGUCAGUGGUCAGACUCGAGUCUGCAGCAUUGGUUUGGUCCCACGGAUGCCUUGUUGAACGCUGAGCGUGCCCUCCUCCUGCUCACCGGUUUCUGUCACCACCACACCUCUUCCACCUCUGCCUCACACCGAAAGUCUCCUUCUGGCCGCACUGGCUGCUCUCCGUGCGUGGUGGCCCCGGGUGAAGCACGGCUUCUGUUCAGACAUCUGCAGAAGGCUGCAUCUUAGUGUCCCUGGGCCAGGAGCAUGCCCUGAGGCUCCCUGGAGCCUGAGGUGACAUCCACUGAUGCUCUUGGUUCACUGCUGUGUCCUGGCCCCCCCCUCCCCCCGGCCUGUUGGUCCCUUGACCUGCACUAUGGGUUAGUUGAGUUCCUUACGAUACUACGGUGAAUGCCGGGUGCUAGAGCCCCUCUGUUUACAAGACAUAAUGAGGGAUUUGAAAUAUGUAAAAAUAAACACGAGAAGCUAAAAUGUUCUUCCAUCAUAAGCUUAAAGGGAAAAAAACUAAAAACUUAAAAAAAAGACCAAAAAGUGCAUAUAUAUAUACAUAUAAAUAUAUAUUUUAGAUGAAGACUAACUCUGGGAGCAUUUAACAGUGUUUUUUUGUUUUUGUUUUUAACAUUUAUUUUCCUGCUUUAAAAUUUGCAAGCAUUCUCAGGAAUUCUAGGGUAGGAAGCCAGUUUUUUGAAGAUGGUUUAUUUAACCAUAUCUUAUCCUAGAUAGAUGGCUGUUUCUUUCCUGUUAAUAAACUUUUACAAGUUCCUGAAACUUCAGAAAGUUUAAAAAAUUUUUACUUAAAAAAAUGUAAAAAGAAAAGUCUCCAAAUGUUAUUGUCAUACUGGGGAAUCACACAUUUUAAAACACAUAGAAAGAAAUAUUUUUUAAAAAUUAUCAAUUUAGCAGCAACAGGUUAAAUUCAUUAUCUUAAACACGGGAGAAGGAUUACACUUUUUAAGAGCUGCAUCUUGGACUCAUUGCAAUUGUGUGCGAUUUAGCGGGAGAGUGUUUGGUGCCAUAAAUGGGAAUGCUGUCACCGUGUUCCUUCCCAUUUAAGACUGAGCUAAAAACUCCCCAAGUGAUUUUUAUUUUUCUAAAGAGGCCCUUCUCCCUCUCCCACUGCCCAACCCCAGCAACAAAAGAAAGAAACAACAGCUUAAAAAAUCUGUAAAAAUAGUACAGUUGGAUUGCUGAGAAUAUGUAAAGAGUUAGGAAAUGAUAGGUUAAUAAUUCUUGGAACAAAUUUUAAAUAUAGGCAUUACUAGAGGAAAAUGAUCUAUGGACUGUUCCAUUAAUGAAGAAUGUCUGUCUUCCUCCACCUGUUACUGGGGGAGGAGACCAUACGGAAGAAUCUAAUAAGGAACAAGUGGUUUUGCUUUCUUAGCUCCCAGCUACUGUGUGUUCAUUGUAAUCGCUGUCCUGAGGAUCUGCUGCUGAAUUCUCCCCAUCCCUCAGCCAGAGAUGUGGAGUAUCUCCUUUCAGUUUUUGGCAACAUAUUCUAUAUUCCCCUCCCUGGGGCCAGGGGUCAGAAUUCCCGAACAUGACCACAGCUUCUUUGAACAUUAAGCUUCCCAGUGGGAAAGAAACUCCAGCUCGACAGGUAAGGGAGCGGGUGGGGCUGCUGCCUGCAGUUUCUCUAAAGCCGCUUUAGUGCCUUCGUACAUACACCCAGACGUCCUGCACAGGGGUGGGCCAGCCGCUCCGCACGCGCUGAGACGCUUGUCCGUGAAGGAAGGUGGAGUGGUUCUGGACAGGCCCCCAGAGGCAGUGGGCUAACCUUAAAAGAAGCAAACAGAAAUCAAGAAAGUUCAGAAUGGUUUUAUAUCUGGACAACGCAGGAUGGCACGUCCCUUCCUGGCGUCGUGUGCCCUGCGUACUGUGCGUCGGCUUCCCCGGCGUGUCGUGGAGCGGCCACGGUGACUGGAAAGGCGCUCUCUGUGGGGCCAGCAGGAAGGGGUUCCUGGAUUUCUGCUGUUUGCAUCCUUGGGCUCCUCACUCUGUCCUUGCCCCCCACCCCCACCCCUUGUCAGCUUGCUGGAAGCUUUGCUUUGUUGGUUGGCAGUGACCUAAGAGCAGGCUAUGGGAAGGGUGUUGUGGAAGAGGGAAGCUCCUUUCUGUGGCAGGAGCCUCGUCUGCUGAGAGGUCAGGUGGCUGCAGUGUACUGAAACCCAGUGGGAGGGGUUUUCUGUCCCACCUGGUUCUGGCACAAGUGGAAGGGCUUUGCUGGUCACCCUCAUUGCAUAGAGUGAUUUUAUAUCAACAGUUUGAUCAUGUAAGUUUGAGCUUUACAGUUUCGACUAGUUCCUGUUUUUUGUUGAACACUUGAUUUCUAGUGGCAGGAGGUGUGUGCAUCUCUUAAACAUCACAUUCUGUCCACCUGAUGAGUAAGCCAAAAGACAAGAUGCGCUCUCAGGUGAGGUGGUGUCUGCCACCAGACGGGACCUCUGCUAUGAGGUACAUCCAGUGCCAUGAACUCACUUAGGUGUUCAGAAACAAGACACUGUGAAGAAAUGGAGGGCCUUGUGACAUCCCUGGCCCCUCGGUCCCUGACCCCUGUAGCUCAUUUGCAACAUUCACAGGAGUUGAUUUAGCAAAUUCUUUCAUUCAUCGCUGUCCCUACAGCAAGUCAGCUCAGCUUGGUUUUCUGUUCUGUGACUCCUGUUGUAAGCCUUUUCCCACCUCUUCUGACGUGAAUGUAGCACUCGUCAGCAGUCGGUUCUUCCAUGCUCCUGUGGGUUGAGUGGUCUGUAAGGCAUGCAUGGGGACAAAAAAGCAAGAACAGAGAAUCCUGCCUCAGCAUUUGGAAACGCCUUUAUUAAUCUAUGACAAACUAGAAGUUGGUAGGCUAUUAACUUGUUGCAAACACUCAAUCUCACCACCUUUGCUGGAGAGGGUGAUUGGGUUAUAGCCAGAUUCCAUUUUGACCUCAGAUGCUGUGUACUUUUUAAUUUUAUAUGUAUAUAUUCUGCCAUUUUGACUUUUCUCUUAACCAGAAGCAAAAUGUCCAUGUGCAGAGCAAACUGCUGAGACCAAGGCUGUUUGUCUGCCGAGUUCAGCGGGUGUUUUCAGCAAACCCCGGCUGUAACGGACAUCUCUAAGAUAGGGAACAACUGAGUGUUUCUGUCAAAAAGGUCCCGUUCUUCCUCACCCUCAGAGUGAACAUUCAACAUGUACAGCUUUGUAGGUUAUUCAUUUGCAUUUCGGUUUCUUCUGUUUUGUAAGUAUCUAUAAUGUCUUCAGCUAGGAGCAGAGACACAUUUUUAGCUGGUUACAAAAAAAAAUCAGACUUUCUCCUACAGUGUUUUUUGCCAAGUUUUUUCACAUUUCAUGUCUAUGCAUUAACUAUACUUGGUGUUACUGCAAAAACAAAUUGUUGUUCUUUGUGUUUUUCUUCCUGUGGGCAUACAACUAGGGCCACAUGUGAUAGUACAGAUGAAGAUCUUCUGGCCUGUGUGUGUACAGUAAUUUGUCAAUCUGAAGACCUCAGCAGUCAUUCAGAAAUUAGGGUGUCCCAGUCCCUGCUGCACACCACGCCACACCACCGUGCACCCUUUUGCUUCCUUGUCUGCACAGACGCCGUCUGUCCACACAGCCUAAGAACAGAUGCACACACAGAGUGCCGGCAAGGUCGCCGUCACUCUGUAAGCAAAUGUAGACAUUAUCUGCAUUUCCUGCAUUUGCACACGACCCAUGAGGCAGCCUGGGCUGUGGCUAGUGCCAAAGGUGGACUCUCAGAGGCAGGCCCCCUUUUGUCAGUGGUAGUGGUUUUUCCUUGACCUUAAAUUUGACUGAGGGGGGCUGCUAUCACUUUCCUCAGAUCUGAAAUCAAUCUGUGAACAUAGUAGAAGCUUCAUAAUCAUUGGGCAUCAACCCUCCCUAACCUGCCCAUAACACUGCCCCACUCCUGUACCCCAUGCUGCCAGGGAGAGACCGUGGCCAUCUCCAGGAUGGCAAAGGGCAGGCAUUGGUCAGGAGCCGGGAGCUGCCCCUGCGUCCUCGCUGUCCACACGUCCAGGUGCGGUCGCCCAGACGGGACUGCAGGCCCUGCCAGCGCCUGCCUCACGGAAGUUACAGUUCCCUUUCCACUUCACCAGACACCUGGAUUUGUUUGUACCAAGAAACUGCUCCCCAGGAAAGAUGGUACGAUCCUGACUGAGGGGUUUCUGAAAAGCUCAGUCAUCGGUUCUUCAAUGUGCAGACGCUUGUUUAAAUAAACAAGAAGCAGUAUCUCCCUAAAGCACUUUGUGCCUCAACUUGACUUCCAAGCUGUAAGAGUGCCCCGUUGCAGCGGACCCAUUUCUAGCCCAAACCGGAAAGACGGAGUUGCUCCUCCGUGAGCGGCAGCGGAAGCUCAGGCCCCGCGAGGCAGCCUCGGGAACGCACACGCUUUCCUCUCCUGACCGCCGGGCCUGGCCUCGCGCCUCCUCCGGGGCUGCUGAGAGGGUGCGAGGAGGAGGGGACAGUCCCAGUCCCAGUCCCGAAGGAGGAGGGGCGCUGAUGAAAACUGAGACCUGUGGAACCCUUCAAGGAGUGACCUGCCUGGUAAAUGUAGUCGUGCCGUUCCUCACCGCGCGAUGCGUGUAGGCGUACUUCUUGCCAGAAGCGUUGAGAUGAGAUAGAGAGGCUGUGUUGAGAACACUGCCCUGUCCCCUUCUGUGAUGUGGACAUGGGGUUAAGUGUAGUAUUUCUGAAUGUGCCUUGUGAGUCCAGAGAGCGUCUUGUAGGGAGAGACUUGAGAUACAACACUCAGCUCAGUCUGGCGGGAGUGGGGUGGGGUGGGGCAGCUGUUGCAUUCUCAUUAGCAUCAGUGUCGCACAGUGCGGACUUGGGUGGAAGGGGGUCCUGGGACGUGGCAGAGCAGAGAGACCCAGGUCCCCUCCGAGCGUGGGAUGGACUUGGGCACUGCAUUACCUCGUUUCCUCCUGUGCUUGCGCGUGUGCGUGGCUGUCUGUAAGCACCGGAGAAGGGAAGGGGGCGUACCUGUGACAAAUCCAAGCGUGGGGAGAAGGCGCUCUUAGCAUCUGCAGUGCAGGGCAGGCGGCUCUGGGUGCCCUCUGAGCCGGUGUCCCGGGAAGGCCGGGCCUUCCCUGUUGCUGUCUGUGCACACGGGAGAGAAGGAUUCUAGUUAGCUUAGCCGCCUGCGCUGUCCCUUGCUUGUUUUAUUCCGUUCUCAACAGUUCCUCCUCUUCUCCCCACUCCUGUCUUCUAAGGAAAUUCCCAGCGAAUGCAAAGGGCCAUUUCUGUAGCUCCUCAGAGCACCCCAAAGAGGAAAACCUCCCUCCCACUUCACCCAGGAAGGUGAAGGGAGGGGGCUGCCUGCCGCUGGCUGUGCCUCACUCAGUCCCCUCUACUGGCCUUGAAAUGGAUUAUUAUGCAAAUGUGAAUUUUGAUACUGAAUUUAAGAGGUUCUUGGAUUUUCUUUUUUCAAAAAAAAGGGGGGGUCCCACAUGUGGUCAUCAUCGCUUCUUUAUUUUAUAAGGUGAAUUGUGACUAUGCAUCCUGUGAGGGGAGGAGCGGGUGGAGAGGGGAAGGAAGUGGCUUUGCACCCCUGUUCUCCAGUUUCUGUGUCCAUGGUAAUCCCCAUGUCCUGGAGGGGAAGGGAGUGGAAGUGGGUGAGGGGAGGUAGAGAGAGGCCUCUGAGUUCCCCUCUGUGGCUGGCGUAGCGCAUUCCCGGGGCCUGUGGUCCCGUCCGCCAGGACAGUACAGGGCUCUUGGUCCCAGCCACGUAGUGUUAGCCCAGUGUGCAGUGGGACCCCAAAGGCUCCGGUGUUCUCUGGGAAAAGUUCUCAUCCUUUCCUGACUCCAGACCCUUUCAAGCUCAGGAAACCAUGCCUCACCCAGGCUGACCUCCAGGUUCAUCCUUACAGCAACUUUGGAAAUCCCCCUUCUCUCCUUUUUCAUCUUUGCUUUCUCUUUUUGUUUUAAGUCAUUUUAAAGUGAACUCACGCUUAAUUACUAGGAAACUGUCCUGCUCUGUAGGGGAGAGGGCUGUUGCCCAACAGGCAAACGAGGGUUCUCUUCCCCCGCCAAGACCCCGCCACUGAUGGGCUGGCCUGGGAAUGUCCCCUUCUUGUUGGUCUUGCCUGUGGUUAAUCAGGACACCGGCCUCGCUCUGGCCUCGGCAUUGUUGGCAACACAGAGUAUCCUAAAGAUCUGCGUUCAGUGUUCUCCACACAGCCAUUUCCGUUGUUGAUGUUCACAGUACUGUAACGAGCGACAGACUUGACACAGUCUCCUCGUGCCGUGCAGGGCUGCACAGGCAUGAUCUUAUCAGGGUUCCAAUCUGUUAGAUUGCCUUUAAACAAAAUAACAAAACAUACACAAAAAAUCCUGACGUUUCAACUGUCUAACACAAAACAAUACCUCGAGGUCCCCCCCACCGCAAACCCCCGACUCCUCACUCCUUCCUGACACUAGUGAGUUACCCUUUUUAAAAUACGAACGUGUGUAAAUAGCAGGAUAACUUUAAAAGCAUUUUCUUUGCUGUGAAAGUAACCCCAAAUAUAUGAUUUACUCAGUUUUGUUUUAAGCCAUCGGAAGUUUCAGAUCUCACUCUUUCAUGUUUGAGCAGCCCAGCAGAGCAGGUCCGCGGAGUGGGUUUGCGUUUGUGGUGGGGGUGGGGGUGACAGCAGACCAGGACCUGAACCCUGUCCUAAGCAGGUGCCAUCCAGUCCCAGGGUGGGGAACGUCUGACUCUCUCUCCAGCAGGCCCUUCCCCUCCAGGGAAUCCAGACCUCGUGCUCCCACCAUCUCUUGGUUCAGACACAGGACGCGCGCACACCCCUUUCAUAACCCUCAUCCUGCAGUAUGCAGAGGGAUUGAGCCCCUGGCAUCUCAGUCUGCGCGGUAGGCUUCAAGGCCUUGUUGCUCUGGAAGCGUGCUGAGUCUCCCCGAGGGCUGCCUGCAUCCUAGACCUUCCUCCCGCACGCACGAAGCCGAGGGAAAUACGGUUAGCAAAUGCCAGCCGCUGCUCGCCUAGAAUUGGGCACCCACAGAGCAGGGCAGCAAUGGGUCAUCGGCAUCGCUCUUUCUUCACAAACCGCUGCCCCCUUCCCUGUCUCUUCAGACAGACCCCCUAGCAUGAAGAAGUCCCUUUCGUUUGAUCUCCGCACCUUGUAUAGCGACGACUUCCUUUGAGGGAGGGAGCUUGAUUGUGAGUGCAUGCGGAUUGUCCACCCGCCUUCUGACCGGGCCCCUUGGCCUGGGUUUUAUUUCUGUUGUUCAUCGGAGACCCUUUUUCCAUCACAUCCUUCGUCUGUCCCCUCAUUUCCCUCUGGCGCUCCCAAAGGGCUUUGCUGAUCUCUGCACUUCUUUCCUGGGACACCCCCACUACCACCCUUUGCACACACCAGUGACCAAAGUGUACGCAGUGAUCUCACAGAAGACAUCAAAAAUGGUGCAUGCACCGUGAAUGUGCUCACAGAGACACGUGCACAAGACUCUGCACCCUUGGCCUUAAUCUCAGAGUGACUUAAGGUGCAGGAACAUUUUUAACAGGUUUUAAAAAAAUAAAAAUAAAUAAAAAGCAACCCUUUUGGAAGGGGAAAAAAAAAAAGAAAGCAGAUGCAACAGCUCACCUGUGCCCGCUCCUGGCUUCCCACUGCCCGCUCACCACUUCCGUGCCCGCCCCACCGCAUCCUUGCUUUGCGUAACCAAAAAAGAAAAAAAAAAAAAAAAAACACAGACAACAAAAGCGACCUGAGGAAAGGUUUCUGGACUAUUUUAUCCUCCUCCAUUUAGAUGGAGAAAUAAAUGCUGCUUCGAGUUCCAUAAUCCUAGGGGGCUAUGUUUACAUAGUAAAACAAAUACAUCCUACCAAAUCAGGAAACAGUGAAUAUGGGAGUCACUUCAGUGAGAGGUCCCUGCUGGUGACCCAGAGAUGGAGCCGACUGGGCGGGGGGACAGAGGAGGAGAGGUAGGGAAGCCCUUCCAGUGACCGGUGACAAUGCCCUUCCUCCUCUCCUCCCUUCACGUCUCUCUUGCCCCCUUUAAACAGACGGUGCAGAGAAGGGCAUCAAACAGGCUGGAUUUUCAAAGGCAGCUUUUCCAACUUUGCACACCAACAGGUCACAGGAAGGCACAGCAAAAACCCUCUCAUCUGAGACACUGUCGGCAGAAACAAAACCUGUAAAAAUGACUACAUAGCUGCACAUAUUGACGCGCUCUGCGAGUUACCUAUAAGUGUUGUGUUUUUCUUAUACUUGAAAUAGCUUUUACAAUAUAAUUUUGGUGGCUUUCUUUCCUCUCUUGUGACGGGCAAUUGAAAAGGCGGAUGAUGGGAAUUGAGUACGCUGGGUGGGGGAGAAGGGAGGGUGGACAUGGCAUUGUCUCUCUCUCUCUCUCUCUCUCUUUUAACAUAGAGGUUUAAUCAAACUCGCAUGUGUUGAAGCGGCUCCUCAUAUUAACCGGUUUUACAUGGACACAGAAACUAGGCACUUUACAGGUGCACUUGCACGGCAGGCUGGGCCCCCUUUUCUAUAUUUUAUUUUACUUUUUUAGUAUAGUGGUACUUAAAAUCACUGGUUCACUUAAAAAACAAUAAAAUGUUAAACUCUACUAAUGUACAAAUAAGCUGAAAAGUUGCAUUUUAUGUGUAUUUUUUGCCAUAGCAGGUACUGUAUUUCUCAUGCUGGAUUUCAAAAAAAAAAUCAAAAACAAAAAAAACUAAAGGGUGGUGUUUUAUUGGAUUGUGACAGGUUGAGUAAUAAGGAACUAAGUCGUCGUCAUUUCAUUAAAGCUGAGAGAUGAUGUAAUGCAUAUAUAAGAGUUUUCUGAAGGGUUUUUUUGGGCUUUUAAACAGCUUAUUUUUGUUUUUGUUUAGUUUUUUAUUUUAUUUUAUUUUGGAAAGAUAUGAUUGUAUUAUGUGCAACUCAGUUGCUUACAUUAUAACUACAAAAUAUUUUUGGGUUCCUGGAAAAAAAAAAGAAAAAAGACUAAUAAAUGUGUUUGGCUGCUAAGCA
Molecule: messenger RNA, 34821 nt
Organism: Oryctolagus cuniculus (rabbit)
Lineage: Eukaryota; Metazoa; Chordata; Mammalia; Lagomorpha; Leporidae
Source: RefSeq, a predicted model, not a curated record